AUGGGUUGUUUUGGCAAGCGAAGCUCUGAAAAGAAACCAAACCCAUAUCAAACACCUGCUGGAGGAGCUAAUCCUAAUCAUAAAGUUCAUGGCGGUGGAGAUAAAAAAAGCAAAAGUCGCAGCAAAGGUAGCCGCGGUCGUGCAGAUAGAGCAGAUCUGUAUGUUGAUGCUGCAGGCUCUGUCAGUGAAGCCUGUAUUAGUAUUAUUCAAGCUUGUUGCGCAUGUUGUCAAGGCGGAGGAGACGGAGGAGACGGGGGAGAUGGAGGAGACGGGGGAGAUGGAGGAAACGGAGGCGGCUGUUGA
Messenger RNA from Hevea brasiliensis (rubber tree), 303 nucleotides. RefSeq lists its product as uncharacterized. Bases 1 to 303 code for a protein of 100 amino acids. Lineage: Eukaryota; Viridiplantae; Streptophyta; Magnoliopsida; Malpighiales; Euphorbiaceae. The record is from RefSeq and is a predicted model, not a curated record. The transcript has a single exon.